This is a messenger RNA of Asterias rubens (European starfish), 1924 nucleotides long. RefSeq lists its product as uncharacterized. The record is from RefSeq and is a predicted model, not a curated record. Bases 263 to 1924 code for a protein of 553 amino acids. NCBI's taxonomy places the organism in Eukaryota, Metazoa, Echinodermata, Asteroidea, Forcipulatida, Asteriidae. The transcript is spliced from 2 exons.
GGCUUCGCACCGUGGACCGGGGACUCACACACCGGGGCUCAGUUGGAACAUACCGGGGCUGGGUCGGUGAUACGCUACCGUCGUUUGGGGCUGGUUUACGGUUGUAGCUUCGUUGCUGAUGAUACGCCCGAAUUGUUCUCACCGGUGAUCAAGAGCUACAAUCAUGGCUGACAAGCUGAACGAGUAGUUGGUGUGAGACAUAAGAGGCAUUGCUUCCAUUCGGCUCUCAUAUCACCAUCUACACUUAAGAAGAAACGUUGUUAUGCGCAGAAUGCGCACCAAAAUGAGGUCAACUUGCCGAGGAUUCCUGCUGGUAGUCGUCUUUUCACUGGUGACCACAUACAUCAUAUUGUUCCAUGACGAUAUGGUGAAGACUACCAAAAGAGAGACAGUAUUUCCUACAGUGAGACCAACACUACGUCACGAGCAACCUGAGCACAUUAAAGGUAGUAGAUCGCUACUAAACACCAGCAACACAACCGUUCAACUGCACUCAAAAGUGACGCUAGAGGGUCCGUGUUAUUUCCAUGACAAGCUCCAUGGCGACAAUUUACCCGACAUUCAUUCUGUGUUUUCUGAGCCUGAAAUUGGGCAGGUUGUAUUCGUCGGACUGAAAUUCUUGAAAGACCCUUGGAGUAAGACUAAGUUCAGAUGCGAAUUCCCAGAUGGGCAGUUUAGCCACACCACGCAAUCACUUGAAGACCGUAGGAGUUUCGGCCAUUUCCCGCAGUAUGUUGUUGUGCUGACGUGCCCAUUACCGGAUCCAUACCGAUUGAGAAUCAGCUUCACCAUGAAUUUCACGAGGCUUCCUGGUAAUCAGACGUACAGAGAUAUCAAAGUGUGCCCAUCCAACUCCGCGCCAACGGAGAAGUAUUUUCUUGCCAUGUGCACAAUGGUAAAAAAUGUCGACAAAUUCAUCACAAACUGGUUAGACUUCCACAAGUACUUCGGUGUUGAGCACGCCUAUAUUUACGACAACGAACUGAAAGGCAAGUCUACCUUGCAAGUUGCCCUCAGAAAGUACAUUGAUGAUGGUUUUGUCACGGUCAUACCUUGGGCUCACACUGUUUCACGUAAUAAGACUUAUCUUGAGGUUCAGAUAGCCCAUGAAAACGACUGCAUCUGGAGACACAAGCACGACGUUGAUUGGAUGAUGAAGAUUGACGUCGACGAGUACGUUCAACCAAUGGACGCCAAGCGCCCGAAGAUCACUGACUACCUAAAAGGUUCUAUUUACGACAACGUCGCGUCAAUGCGAAUCCAGAACUGGUUCUUUGGACACCGAAAGUUGAUCAGCGCUGAUGAUACCACCAUAUUUACGCGCAACCGACUGCGCAACAGAAAACCAACCCUUCAAAACACGGGUCACGAUAAAAACAUCCUUCGACCAAUCAACGUGCACUAUUUCAAAAUACACAGCGUUAAACUAGGCGGUGACGUCAUAUCAGCUGACCCGUAUACGGAGCUCCGAUUGGUUCAUUACAGAGCCGAUAAUCCACGAACUCGACACUUCAAACUUCCAAAGUUAAACGUACGGGACGAUUCUAUGGUUGCCAUGAUGCAAUUUGUCGAAAAGGCAAAACUGGGAAACGAUCGACAAAAGACACACCAACAAAAACUGAUAAAACCCAAGAAGACUGUUCCAGAAAAAGGAAAAGAGCAACAAGAGCAACAAAAGAAACAAGAAAAUGGAAUAAAACAACAAAAGAAACAACAAGCAAAUGGAAUAGAACAACAAAAGAAACAUCAAGAAAAGGGGAUAAUACAACAAAAGAAACAACAAGAACAUGGAACAGAAAUACAAAAGAAAUUACAAGAAAAUGGAGCAGAACAACAAAAGAAACAAGAAAAUGGAACAGAACAACGCAAGAAACAAGAAAAGGGAACAGAACAAGAAAAGAAGCAACCAGAUUCAAAAACAUAG